Messenger RNA from Pseudopodoces humilis (Tibetan ground-tit), 2776 nucleotides. It is a transcript of the gene AMIGO3, whose product is annotated as adhesion molecule with Ig like domain 3. Gene Ontology annotation, biological process: brain development. Gene Ontology annotation, cellular component: membrane. Lineage: Eukaryota; Metazoa; Chordata; Aves; Passeriformes; Paridae. Gene Ontology annotation, molecular function: protein binding. The record is from RefSeq and is a predicted model, not a curated record.
UCCCCGGAGGUCGCAGCGUGCGGAUGUGCCCCGGCGGCGCUGAACCCUGAGAAACUUCGCACUCCAGGGAUGAGCAGCUCCAGGAGGCAGCGAGGCGCCCGCCCAGCCCGACACACAGCCCCGGAGCGCCCGAACGCCUCAGCCCCCUGAUGCUGAUCGCCCACCCGACCCCCGGCAGCCCCCGGCCGGCCGGAGCACAGGUACGAGGCAGCCUCGGGUGAGCCGCGGCAGAGCCGGGCAAGGCGAUGCCGCACUUCGGGUCUUUUCAAGCCCCACGGCUGGAAUCGGGAUCCUCUUUCGCGGGGUGCAAAAGGGCGUCUGUGGAUGCUUGGUAGAGCCAAGCCAGCACUGGGGGAGAAACGAGAGACGGCGGCAGAUUUUUUCUGGCGUCUCAUCGAGUGGCCGUGCCGCCGGGCUGUACAGAGGCUCCUGCCCGUCACAAUGUCCUCGCCGGUGACCGCGGAGCCGGUCUGGCCGCGGGUGGCAAAGCUGUUCCUGCUGCUGCUCCAGCUGUGCGCCCCCCGAGCCUCCCCGCAGCCCCACCGCUGCCCCGCCGCCUGCAUCUGCACCUCCGACCUGCUGAGCUGCAGCCGGCAGAUGCUGCAGCGGGUGCCCCAGGCACUGCCGCCCACCACCACCACGCUGGACCUCAGCCACAAUGCCCUCACACAGCUCCACGACCACUGGCUGGCCGCCCUCCCGCACCUCGAGGCCCUUCACAUCAGCCACAACCAGAUUCGGGACCUUUCUCCACAGGCUUUCCACAAUGCCUCCUUCCUGCGGCACCUGGACAUGUCCUCCAACCACCUGCAAGCCGUGAAGAGGCACUACUUCGAGGCGCUGGUGAGCCUGGAGGAGCUGCUGCUCUACAACAACCGCAUCACGCGGGUGGAUGAAAAUGCCUUUGCCAAGCUGAAUGAUCUGCGGAAAGUCUACCUGAGCUGGAACAACCUGACCACCUUCCCCUUCCAUGUGGUGCAGGGGCUGGCAAUCUACAACCUCCGCACGCUGGACCUCUCCUCCAACAGCCUGAGCAGCAUCCCUGUGGAGGUGCUUGCAGCUCUGCCUGAAAACAUCGGUAAUGGCUUGUACCUGCACAACAACCCCAUCAGGUGCAGCUGCCCGCUCUACCUGAUGCUUCAGCGCUGGAAUCAGCGAGGUUUCAGCUCCGUGAAAGAUUUCUCCGAGGAACACACCUGCAAGGUGUCUGACAACGUGCCCCGGUCCCUGAUCAAGCUCCUCAAACACAGCCACAUAUUUGAGAACUGCUCGGCGAGCGCCGAAGACGCGCAGCUCUCGCACUUGGAGGUGACGGUGGGCCAGCCCAUCCUGCUCUCCUGUAACACCAGUAACACCAGCCUGCCGCACACGGCCACCACCUACAUGUGGAUCACCCCUCACCACGAGCCCAUCAAACACCCAGGGAACAGCAAUCGCUCCCUGGAGGUUUACCGCAAUGGCAGCCUGAGGAUUGCCGUAGCCAAGCCCUGGCUCUCAGGGGUCUACGUAGGCUUGGCCAUGAACAGCCCCUACAACUUCAGCAGGAUGUGUGAGUUCAACAUGACCGUCCUCUACCCCAAGGCAGCUGGGGAAACCUUCAGCACUGGCCUCACGACCCUGCUGGGCUGCAUUGUGAGCCUUGUGCUGGUGAUCAUCUACUUGUACCUCACGCCGUGCCGCUGCCUGGGCUGCUGCAAGAAGCCGGCCCCGCUGAGCCCCCCGCAGGAGUGCAGCGCCCAGUCCUCCAUCCUCAGCACCACUCCUCCUGCCACCGAUGGGCCAAACCGCAAGGCCAGCGCCAACAAACACGUCGUCUUCCUCGAGCCCAUCAGGGAGACACAGAAUGGCAAGAUUCGGCUGGCCAUCGGUGAGGAUUUCCCCGACCCCAAGCACCCCAAGGUCCUGCAGCUCAAGUCAGACUCGGAGUCCAUCAGCUCUGUCUUUUCUGAUACCCCCAUUGUGUCUUAGUGGGACAGAGCUGAGGUUUCCCAAGAGCUGGUCUCCUCCAUUGCUGCUAGAACAGGAUUAUUGGGCAUCCCGAGUUCCUGGCUUGACCACGACCCACAGGAGUGAUUGACAUCAACCACAACUGCUUCAGCCGUAGGUUCCUGGUGGGUUUUGGGCCACAGGCAUGCUGGUGCCCAGCAAGAGCGCCUUGCAUAAUCCACUGGCAACGGCCUCGUUAGCACACGGCUAACACUGAUGAACCCAGCAUGCUGGAGAAACACCCGUUCAUUUGGGCACCCACCCUCCCUAAUUUGACAGCAGGCCCAGGGGUCUGCCAUGUCCCCAGGCAUGAGAUGCCAAACCUGACACCACUGCCACAGACCCCCAGGCCGAGGAAUAGCUGUGACAAGUGGGACACUGUCCUGGCUCGUGCCAGAGUCCUCAGGAAUGGCGGUGCCACCAUCCUCUCCCAGCACACACCGGUCGCCAUCAGCAUGUCAUGGCUGGGAGCGGGGGACUGUGAUCCCAUCACAAACUGGGGGUACACAGCCCUCCCCAAACGUGGCCACGCAGGAGGGAUGGAGCUCAGCGCCUGACCAGCCACGCAGCAAAGCAAAUCUUACAAGCUUUUGCUUCCUGAGAAGCUGUAAAUCGUCAGGAUUAGGUGACGAGACACAGCGCCCCAGCCCGCAUUGCUCAGAGCUCGGUGCCACCAAGGACACGGAGGUCUCCGAUGCACCACGCGCUCCUUCGCUGCUUCUCCUUGAGGCGGACACGCGCUGCUCAAGCCCAGCUAUUUAGGCAGUAACCUAAUCAGCCUAUCGAUAAA